This is a messenger RNA of Rosa chinensis, 901 nucleotides long. RefSeq names its product glycolipid transfer protein 1. Gene Ontology annotation, molecular function: ceramide 1-phosphate transfer activity; ceramide 1-phosphate binding. NCBI's taxonomy places the organism in Eukaryota, Viridiplantae, Streptophyta, Magnoliopsida, Rosales, Rosaceae. The record is from RefSeq and is a predicted model, not a curated record. The transcript is spliced from 7 exons. Bases 174 to 779 code for a protein of 201 amino acids. Gene Ontology annotation, cellular component: cytoplasm; cytosol; membrane. Gene Ontology annotation, biological process: intermembrane lipid transfer; ceramide transport.
UCUUUAUCGGUGAAUUUAAGAAGUGAAAAUGAGAGGACGUAAAAAUCUUGAAACUUACGUAACUGCCUUUCCAUCUUCGUCUUCUAUUGUAACACAAUUCGAAUUACCAGAACCAAAUUCGAACCUUCACGUUUGUUUUUGUGCAUGUGGUUUUCCCCGAGUAUAUCACAAGAAUGGCGGGAUCUGUUUUCACUUCUGCUUUGGAAGGAAUGAAGCAUGUUAAAUCUGAAAAUGGAGAGAUGCUCACCAAGCAUUUCUUGGAUGUAUGCAAACAGUUACUACCCGUUUUAGAUAAGUUUGGAGCAGCACUUUCACCCGUCAAAUCUGAUGUUGCUAACAAUAUAUCGAGGCUGGAAACCAAGUACUCUUCCAACCCAUCAGAAUUCAAUCUAUUGUACAGUCUAGUUCGGCCUGAGAUUGAAGCCAAAACCGCUAAAUCCUCAUCCAGUUGCACAAAUGCGCUACUCUGGCUAACUAGGGGUAUGGACUACUUGGUGGAGCUGUUUCGAAAUCUACAUGAUAAUCCAGACUGGCCACUGUCAAAAGCUUGCACAGAAGCCUACAACAAGACAUUGAAAAAAUGGCAUAAUUGGAUAGCUAGCUCUGGUUUUAGUGUUGGAAUUAAGCUUGCUCCUGAGAGGAAGAAAUUCAUGGAGAUAAUAGGCGAAACGGCUGAUUUGACUUCUGACAUUCAGAAGUUCUGCACAAAUUUCUCUCCACUUCUCGAAGAGAAUCAUAAGUUCCUUGACUCUGUGGGAAUGGACAAUCUCAAAGCCUGAUACCACUAAACCAGAUUGUGGAUAUAUAAUUAGUUUGAUCACUUUAUGUUUCCAGUUUCCUUCCAUAUGUAUUCUUUCUCUUUUUUUUUUUGGUGGGGGGGGGCGGGGCGCGAGGUGGGAGA